GUGAGAUCCCACCCAAACACAGUGUGUCAGUCAGAGUUUUACCACCUCUGUCAGACAGGGCACUUCGAAACUGUCGUACAACUGUCGUGCAACACCCUGACGCCAGCAAAAUCGCUUUACGGUACAUGAUUGCCUAUUCCACGUACUGAAGUCUGCAUCAGCUAAAAAGCAACUGACACAACAUCAAAAAAUAAAAUAAAAGCGUGACAUGGCGUCCCGCUUCCUCAAGUACUCAGUGCUCCUUCAGAAGUACCGGACUCCGCUGCUGAUUGCGAGCUGUGGCGGGGUCUUUGCAGCCAACAUGUUCUACCACGUUUUCCCUGACAAGUCCUACCGUCAGCUCUAUCAGGCCUGGCACAAAGGAGAGCCAGUCACUCUGUCUGAAAAGCUCGAGGAUCUUUUCCAGCAGGUGCUGAAGGAUUAUGGUAUCAGCUCACCCAAGAAUUUUUCUGCCUUCGCCUCCUUUGGGUUUCAUCCGGUCGGUGCUGGUGUCCCUUGGCUUCCUGCAGGGGCCCAAAUUGGCCUCCCAGCAAACUUUAACAGCACGGUCGACGACCCGAGCGGAAUCACAAACCGCACCGUUUUCAUCAACGGCAAAGCGGUGGACUGGAGCAGCGAUGCUGGCUCUGCUCUAAAGGAGGCGCUGGUGUUUUCCCUUGAGGCCCAGAAGUUUGCCAUAGCUCGAGAAGUGGCCCGCUUGCAGUCCGGAGGUCCUGUUGUGAGUGCCGCCGUUGCCCCACUCUGUCUGGGUGGGGUUUGGGUGUACAGCGUGGUGCUAAAGCAGAUGUUUGGGCUCCACGUCGGGCCUGCGCUGUUUCGCGGAGGUGUGAAUGUUGUGGCGCUGGGGCUUGGUGCCGUGUCCUACUUCCUCACCUCGGAUGCUGUCAGCCAGUGGAUUGACUUUAGCUCAGACCGGCGUGCAGCGGGAGUGUCCCGUGAUUAUGCCCAUGGAGGGGUCGAGUUUUACGAUAAGAUUCUGUCCAGAAACAAGACGCUGCGCUCCCUCAUGGGGCGGCAGGGAGAGGACAUGUACGCUCCCAGUGGGAACUUGUUUCCUGCUCACCUCCUUCAGCUGAAACACACACCGUACACAUCCAGGAGGGAAGGGAUCCUUGCUCUGCUCAAAGAGGAGAAAGUUUGAAAAGGAAUCAUAGGAGGUGGACUGUUGUUUUGGGAAUAAAAAUGGAGGUCAAUGGGCCUCACCUGAGCCCGUAAUGAUACAAUGUAAGUUCAGUUAUCUCUGAAUAGAGGGGCUCCUGAGCUUUUUGCCACAAAAAACCCUGGCCAAAAGAAUUGUUAAUAUAUUUUUCAUAUAAAAAUGUCAUCCCACAUGGGUUGAAUAAACAUUUUAUGAAUCUUGAAGUGUGGAAUCAUUCAAAUUACAAGUCAGUCCUGGGGUGUGAAAUGUUUGGUGGCCAGUGUGACUUAUUUAUCCAACAAAGACAAUAUUUGGAGGGUUUAUUCUGGACCCAAUGUACAAAUAAAGACUUUUGAAGCCUG
Messenger RNA from Micropterus dolomieu (smallmouth bass), 1500 nucleotides. It is a transcript of the gene tmem177, whose product is annotated as transmembrane protein 177. Bases 209 to 1141 code for a protein of 310 amino acids. The transcript is spliced from 3 exons. NCBI's taxonomy places the organism in Eukaryota, Metazoa, Chordata, Actinopteri, Centrarchiformes, Centrarchidae. The record is from RefSeq and is a predicted model, not a curated record.